CGAGGGCUUGGAAUUUACAAAGAUUCCAAAGAAAUGUAACCAUGGUGUUCCUCCUGUUUCGCCUGAUGCUUGUAUCAAAGAUACCGUCACUACUGAAAUGUUUGAGGAUGUCUGGAGGGAUGUGGUGGAAAUUAUACGAGAGCUUAUAAGGAAGCAGUGGGAGAAUGAACUCACAGAUGAGGAUACACAAAUGGUUAACCUAGAAAAUACAGAUGGCAAAUUGUUACCUGUGCCUGCAUCCCGUGCAACAGUCGACACCUUCAAUAUUCUGCCCUCCAGAGGCUCUGAGUUAAGAAGUACAUCCUUCUGGUCAAAUUUUAUUACAUCACAGACCUCUCGUAUGCCAUGUGCUUUCCACAGUAGUUUGAAAGGUGUUAUGACUAUACAAGCCAAACCCCUGCAACAGAGGCAUGCUGGAUUAACAGAGAAGACACAUUGCGACCAUGAUGAGAAGUACCUACGUAUGGGUUCCAGUGUUCCGACCUCAGCUCGGAACCGACUGGGCCGACUACAAGACCACAGUAUUUUAUCCUCAUCCAGAAUGAUGCAAACAGCUUCCUGCAAACCAGUAGCUCAGCGCAAGCUGCCAGUGCUCAGCUUAGAGGCACUCCGGUCCAAGACCCGGAAUGUUUACAGAGAUGAAGUUCUCAGGGGAACAAAACUGAAUACUGGUGCUGAUUGCGUAUCCUCCCCGUCCGUACAUACCACAAGGAAAACACAAUUGCCACCCAUUAACUCAGAAACAUUGGAAAAGAAUCUUUCAGUCCCUUGUAAUCUGCUGUGUAGAAGAAGGUACCCACACAGCAGAGGGUCCAGUGCCAUUCCUGAAAGCACAGGUCGACAGCCUCUCAGGGAACGGCUCAUUGCCUUGGAACAUUUCUCAAGACCCAAUACAACACACACUUUCAGGUCAGACUCCCCUUUGGAUUUUGCUUGCCAUAGUCGGACUGGGAGAGGAUCUUUUACAGCUGACCAUGAGGAUAUCGGUGUGACUGGGGUCAGCAUUGGAAUUUCUUGCUGUGGUUCCAGUAACUUCCCUGAACCUCUGCAUCGUCAACAACGGCAGCUUUUAAAUCACACCUUCAUUGAAGGUGAAGAAAAGGGAUGCCAACCACCAUGGGGUCCACAUCAGCAGCCAAGAGCUUUAAAUCGGAAUCUAACAUAUGGAAAAAAGAAAUUUCAGAUGGUCUCAUCAUGAAUUGUAUUCAGCUAAAGAGGGACAGGGUAUACAAGAACA
Molecule: messenger RNA, 1237 nt
Organism: Polyodon spathula (Mississippi paddlefish)
Lineage: Eukaryota; Metazoa; Chordata; Actinopteri; Acipenseriformes; Polyodontidae
Product: protein FAM149A-like
Exons: 9
Coding region: 98-1198 (366 amino acids)
Source: RefSeq, a predicted model, not a curated record